GCCAGGGACAAGGCUCAAUGUUAUAGUCACUUAAGUUACAGCUGCACUUCGUCAUGUACACUUUUGUGGUGAUUUUCUUGUGUUUGUUACGAAUAACUUCCACUUCUCCAAUAGUAUCCGAGCUGAAUUAUUCCACCAUUGUAUGUGAACAAGACAGCAGCACUUCAGAAAUAAUUUGUAAGCAGUCUAACGGAACCACCUCUGAAGAAGACAUCGACAUUAUAGUCCCACUAUGUGACACAAUAUUAGAUCUAAGGGGAAAUUUCUCUAAUUGUAAAAUGUUAGUAAAUUUGACAGAAGAAUCAGAAAACAUAACUCAACCAUUAUUUUCAGAAAAUGACAAUUCUAAUGUGUCUGAAUUUUUAUUUGAUGAUGAUCCUACACCAGAAGAUCAAAAUAACAUGAAUUCAGGAGAAGGUAAUGAUUCCACAAUAAGGCAAAAUAUUUUAAAUGACUAUGAAGAUAUUGCUGGUCCUACUCUCAGUUCUUUAACUCUUUCUUUUGAACUUCCAGUUCAAACCAAAAGAAAAGAUAACACAAUAUUGGAAAAAGCUGCUAUAGGAGAUCACAUAGACGAUGAGGAUUAUUAUGAUACAUCAGAGGAAACUGAAAUUAAUGAAUCAGAUUUAGAUAAUGACAACAUGACCGAUGACUCAAAAGAGGAGAUGGAAGUUUCCGCUGAUGCAAAAAUAAAUGCAACUGAAUCAGAAGAAACCGAGUCAUUUGAUGGUAAAGAAAAUGAAAAUCUUAUGAAUUCAGCUUCUGUUGAAGAUGAUUUACCAAGGGAAGAAGACACGAAAGAUACAAUUGAAGAAAAUUCUAACACUGAGUUAACCAAUAAUGAAGAUCUUAACACUGCCAAAUCAGAAGGAAAAGAAGUAGAAGAGGCAGAUAAUUUGGAUUUAAGUAAAGAGGAAGAAACAAUUCCUGGAGAAACAGCAACUGCUCAGAGUGUGGAUGAACCCAACAGCAACAAAAAUAGUGAAGACCCUUGGUUUUGGGAUUGGCUCUUUAGAUCCCUAAUGCCACAAAACAAUGAGAGAAUGAAACGAGAUGAGAAUUCACACAUUACCUCAGGUACAUCAGAUGUGGAUGGCACAAACUAUGGCACCUCUGAAAUGGAAAAACGAAAUGGAUCUCAACCUAUUAAUUUUAUGGAAAAUUCAAAUGAAGAGGAUGCAAAUAAAACAAUAACAGAAUGUAUAGGUGAGGAAUGUGAUUUUGAUACAGGCAACAUUGAAAAUGAAACACUUACAUCGGAAAAUGUAGUUUUGGAAAGCGAUCAAGGAGAAACUAACAUGUUAAAUGUAUGGAAUACUAAUAAGAAUGGGGAAAACACACCUUGGAUUGAAAUUUUAAAAGCAUAUGAAAAAGUGGAAAAUGAAGGAAUGACUCAUUUGACAGAUGAUGGUAAAAACCAUACUGAAUUCGAACCAUAUGAACUAAAUUCAAAUAAAACUGUUCCUGAAAUAGAAUUAAUCAAUAUUUGGCCGCUUAAAACUAGUGAAAAUUAUAAAGAAUUAGUCAUUGAUGUAUUAUUAGCAAAAAAUACAUCACAGAAUGAAGGUAUGAUUCAUUUUCAGAUUCAGUAUGGGACAGUUAAUCUACCAGUGAAUACAGCUUUACUCUUGAGAUCGGCUUUGAAUGAACUGAGUGAAAUUGGAAUGGAAGAGCAGGAGAGUGGAGAUGAAAUCAUUUUAGAAUCUGUAGAUGAAAGAGAAAUCAAUGGUACAUCAGAGAAUACAGGAGAGAUGUUAAACUUUGUAGACCUAGUUGGUGCAGACAAUGACACAAUUUAUGGAAUUUUAAGCUCUGAUACGUUCGUUACAUUUGAAUUACACAACAAAACCAUCAACAACAAUGAAAUUCCACUAAUUUAAAUGUUUAUUCUAACAUCUCACAGAAAGUGUAACAACAUCAUUGACAAGUUUACAAAUACAGGAAAAAACUUGGUUUCAUAGAACCAUUCAUAAAUUUAAUGUUUCGUAGAAAGAAUUUUAAUACCGUGAAAACAGUUUAGAAUAUUCUUAAAAAUUAGUUAAUUUUUUCUCUUACUUUGCAGAUUUUCCAUAAUAAUAAAAAUAAUUCUUUAAAGUAAAAUUGAAAUAACUAAUGGUUGUACAUAUUGGUAGAAUAGAAAUAAAAUAAGUAAUGCAUUUAUAAAGGAAACAGGAUUGUUCCGGACAUUUGCCUUCGUUCAAUGAUACAUUACAAUCAGUAACAUAACAUUUUGAUAUCUGCAAUCUGAUCUCUUCUCCAGGUAAAUAACUAAACUAAUGCAUGAAUACAAUCUAGGUUAAAUUAAACAAAACAUACCAGAGCGUUGUGACACGCAUAAAUCAGGAACAACAACAGCCAUGUUGUGUGUCUAUUUCCUUGCACACAAACUCUAAAACAUGCACUUAGUAAAAACUAAACACUAAAUAUUAAAACUAAACUACAGAAUAACAGCACAGAGGUCACAAUAACAACACACACGCAACAGGUCUGCAAUAAUAACAGGUCUGCACUCACCGACCAACCAAAUAGAACUAACCAGAGGCCAAUAGUAAAUGACGAUCGUCACAAUCCUUUCAUCGUAUUGACGAUGAAACAAACUUCAAACAAAGUAACGCAUUUAUUUGUCUUGGUUGGUACUAUAAAAUUCAUGAUUAGUAAACACUUUUAAUGAAAACUAACAUUUGCUACUGAAUUAGUGGAACAUUUCAAAAAUGUGUGCCAGUUUGGAAGAGUGCCAUGCAUAUAUUUCUCUUUUUGUUUAAAGGACCAAUAUGUCACAUUUUCAAAAUCAGGUCUUAAGAAGCUAAAAGUAUCCCUGAAAAUACACAGUAACUGCAGAUGUAGUCAUAACACACGGUAUAUUGUUAUCCUAACUUAAGAUGAGUAAAUUACAUAUUCAUACAAUUAAUUUCAUUUGAGGGUUAAUUUGAAGUAUUACAUUAAUGUAUUUAACACUUCCUAGGAUCUAUUGAUUGACAGGAACAAUACAUUCGUCCAGUAGUGCUCCUUGUAAUCUGUUACACGUCUAUGCUUAUCAUUGUUUCAAAGCAUUCAAACCAACACAGUUUGUAAUGUUUUGCAUACUAAAUUUACUCUUAAAAGUAAUAAAUUUACUGUGUACAUUAGAUUUCUUAUUAACAUUAGAUUACUCUUAAUAUAUUUACAUACAAUAUCCUAUACAUCUUACAUCUACAUGAAUUAUAACACUUCAAAUAUAUACAAAAUUCAAAACUUCAGUAUUUCAACACACAUACAAAAGACAGACAAUUUUUCAUAUUUGUUUCCUUUAUUACAAACAGUCAGGAUCAACUCUGUCUCAUUUUUUUUAUACUAAGUCUACCUACAAAUUUGUUUUCUACAUUUUAUUUCCAUUCAAACAUUCGUUUAGGAUUCACCAAAC
Molecule: messenger RNA, 3400 nt
Organism: Homalodisca vitripennis (glassy-winged sharpshooter)
Lineage: Eukaryota; Metazoa; Arthropoda; Insecta; Hemiptera; Cicadellidae
Product: otolith matrix protein OMM-64-like
Exons: 2
Coding region: 54-1880 (608 amino acids)
Source: RefSeq, a predicted model, not a curated record